This is a messenger RNA of Harmonia axyridis, 787 nucleotides long. RefSeq names its product malignant T-cell-amplified sequence 1 homolog (gene MCTS1). Gene Ontology annotation, biological process: formation of translation preinitiation complex. The record is from RefSeq and is a predicted model, not a curated record. Gene Ontology annotation, molecular function: RNA binding. Bases 214 to 762 code for a protein of 182 amino acids. Lineage: Eukaryota; Metazoa; Arthropoda; Insecta; Coleoptera; Coccinellidae. The transcript has 6 exons.
AAAUACCUCGAUUCAAAUUUUUCCGAUUAAAACAUUUCGAAUAGAACACAAACCAUGAGUUUCUAUAACAAAUUUUCUCUUUCGCCAUGAGUUAUCAUAAAUUCUUUAGACGCUCAAAAAAUAAUAAUUUUACUUAUCCCGAUCUGAUCUGUGGCCUAACCUCACUUUCAGUUGUCACAGUCCAGCGUUCCCAGUGAAACUUUAGGCCCCAAAAUGUUCAAGAAAUUUGACGAAAAAGAGAGCGUGUCUGGCAUGCUACAGCUGAAAUCCUCUGUUCAAAAGGGUAUUAGGACUAAAUUAGUGGAGUGUUAUAAGGAUCUAGAAGAUUAUAUUGAUGUUAUUUUACCCAAAAAAGACACAUUGCGUAUAGUUAAAUGCCAUGACCACAUAGAAAUUAUUAUUAAUUCUGCUGGAGAGUUAUUGUUUUUUAGACAUAGAGAAGGGCAAUGGAUGCCAACGCUGAAACUUUAUCACAAAUUUCCAUUCUUUUUACCGAUGCAACAAGUUGACAAGGGUGCAAUCAAAUUUGUUCUUAGUGGAGCAAAUAUAAUGUGUCCUGGUUUAACUUCACCAGGAGCUAAAAUGACUGAAGUACCCAAGGAUACCAUUGUGGCAAUUAUGGCGGAAGGUAAAGAACAUGCUCUAGCAAUUGGAAAAACGAUGUUAUCUACAGAAGAUAUAGCAAAAGUAAACAAAGGAAUAGGUGUUGAGAAUUGCCAUUACUUGAAUGAUGGACUUUGGCAAAUGAAACCUAUUAAGUAAUUCAAUAGAAUAAUAUAAUUUCUUA